Guillardia theta CCMP2712 is the source of this 654-nucleotide messenger RNA. RefSeq lists its product as hypothetical. The coding region runs from base 1 to 654 and encodes 217 amino acids. NCBI's taxonomy places the organism in Eukaryota, Cryptophyceae, Pyrenomonadales, Geminigeraceae. The record is from RefSeq and is a predicted model, not a curated record. The transcript is spliced from 3 exons.
AUGGCGGGAAUGGAAGAGAGCGAUGGGCCAAAGGCUGGAGAUAUACAUCGAGCUGCCUUCUGCAUCAGACCUGAACAAGACGUCGACCUGCAUUAUAUCUUCAAUGGAAUGAUGGAAGAUGUCAAAUCAGUGGCAAGCAGCAACCAGGAGUCCUUCUAUGACGUGCACGUGAAGCGAGGAGAAUACGUCUGCUUUGAGAUGUCGCAAGAUAUGCACAAGAUCCUGACCAAGAUUGUUCAGCUCUCACGUCUGUAUUCUCCCGGAGGAUUGAAGGACCAUUUUCUUGGACGUCAAGCGAAGAUCAGGGCCUUUGGUGUCAUCGUGAGCGGAGAUAGGAGAGAGUUUGAAGAUCUUGGUGAGAAAGUCAGAGCUUUCUUUGUGGAGACGAGCAAAAUUCCAAAGUUGUCCAAGAAUCUGAUCGAUCAAUCGAUCCCGUUCUUCCUCUGUCUAGUAAACCAUGAAAAUCUCUAUAGUCAGGUAACAGAUCUGAAACUGUCAGUAGAGGAUCUCAAGGAUUCGAUGGAGGAAAGAUUUGCUCAACAGCAGGGACUCAAGGAGUCAGUGGAGGAUCUGAAGCAGUCGAUGGAGGCAAUGCAGGAGUCAAUGAAGGAGAUGAAAGGUCGCAUUGUAGAAGAGCUCAAAGAGCUGCUCUAA